UGGACUUGAAUGGAUUGUUUACAACUUCGGAAUCGGUUCCCGCUUGUCUUGUCAACGGCAGCUAAUCUUUCAAAAACAAUCGUCCCAAAAGCGUUUUCUAUGAAGCCGGGUGACAAUGAUUAAGACCGAGAAGGUGUUGCAUUUGAAGAGUUCCCGAGGACGGAAAGUUCGUGUGGUUCGGGAACAUUAUUUGAGAGAACAUGUUCCCUGCUACAGCUCUCUCUGUCAGGCACAAUGCGCCAACGAAGGCAAGGUGCUGUCUGGAGAGGUGACUCACUAUGUGAUGCCUGAUGCUGGCGUGGCGAGAGACUUUAUGGAGAUUCUGGAGUUUAGAGAGAUCCAGGGGAUAGUGUUCACCCAGACUGCCUGCCAGGCCGUCCAACACAGCAGAGGACGCAGGCAGUACAACCGGCUACGCAACUUGCUGAAGGACCCCCGUCAUCACUGUAUCUCUGUUUGCCAACGAGUUCAGAGUAUUCCUACUGCCCAGAGAAGGAGAAGCCGCAGGACAAAUGGCAGACCAGGUGUGUGUAUCAUGCUGCAGUGUGUACCACGACCAUGGCAGUCUGAAGCCAGUGUGAUGAUCACUGAAGACCAGACCGCUGUGGCAGAGUACAGCAGCCUCAACUGUGGUGCUUGUCCUGUCACAG
This is a messenger RNA of Salvelinus sp. IW2-2015, 650 nucleotides long. Its product is annotated as DIS3-like exonuclease 1. Lineage: Eukaryota; Metazoa; Chordata; Actinopteri; Salmoniformes; Salmonidae. The record is from RefSeq and is a predicted model, not a curated record.